Grus americana (Whooping crane) is the source of this 8701-nucleotide messenger RNA. RefSeq names its product solute carrier family 25 member 42 (gene SLC25A42). Gene Ontology annotation, cellular component: mitochondrial inner membrane. NCBI's taxonomy places the organism in Eukaryota, Metazoa, Chordata, Aves, Gruiformes, Gruidae. The coding region runs from base 3028 to 4011 and encodes 327 amino acids. Gene Ontology annotation, biological process: transmembrane transport. The record is from RefSeq and is a predicted model, not a curated record. The transcript is spliced from 8 exons.
AGCGACUGGAGCCGCGCUGGGAGCCGGCCCGCGCUGCGGGAGAGCGGCACCGGCCUUUGCCGUGGUCACCGCCGAGCUGCGGCACGGCGCCGGAGGCCCGGCCCGCCCCGAGGUCGCGCUGCCUGCGGGCUGCCCUCCCCGCUGCCCGCCCUGCCUGCCUUCCCGGCCCCUGCCUCCCUGCCCGCCCCGCUAGACACCUUGCCUGGCCCUCUGCCUGCCUCGCCAGCCUCUCCCACCGCUCCUCUUGCCUGGUUCUGGCCCUCCUGCUUGUCUCCUGCCUGCUGCCUUGCCAGCCAGUCCCGCUUCUCAGGUGUGAGGCGAGUGUCUGUGUCAAACGCGUCAGGCUCCUCUUCCCUGCAAAGUCUUUUGAUCAGAGCCGGGCUCAGAUGAGCGCGUGUCUCCAGGUGCGCGCUUAGGUGAGAGAUGUGAUUUUUUUAGUUUGUUUUUUAAGUUGAUGUGAGCCUGAGAAUAAGGCAAACCUGUGUUUUUCCGCUGAGGGGUAGGUACCAGAGGGUGUGGAAGACAUUAAAUGCCGAUCUCUCGAUGUCUUCUGCUUCUGUCCUACUUCAGCGUAAGCAAAAAGUUGCAGAGCAGGGGUGACUUUCCUGCUUUGCCUUCAGGUGUGGAAACGGAAGAAGCGUCUCGGAUUUGGUUUAAAUUGCAACACAGAAGGACACAUGGAAAAUGCUGGAAAUGAUUGCACAGGCUUAAUAAACACCGUUCCACCUUCUCUGCUGCACGCAAACGUGUAACUUGCUGUACCGCAGGUAUGGCAGUUGGUGUUGCAGUUGCUUUGUUGACCUUAAACCUGUGCUGCCCUGAAGUUUGGAGGAGCUGAAGAGGUGUUUGUGUUUGCUGACUAUCAUUUUCCUGUGGGCUGUUAAUUUAGCAAACUGCGUAAAGUGAGUUUGGAGUCUGCCGUCACUUGGCUUUUUUUGUGUUGGGUUCUUAUGCUUCACGGUCACAUUAACAGCCAAGCUUUUUUUGGAGGUUGUGUGCUCCUCCGAUGUUUUUCCUGUGGUUUGAUGAAUUUAGAGUGUUUUGAAAACAUUCUGGUUUUUUAAAUGGCUCUAGUUUGGGAGAAGGGUGCGUGUGUAAAGGAACGGAAGAGAUGUCUGUGGGUGUUGGAAAACAGCUGAGGGAAGAGAGACUGUGUAAUAAGGGUACCAGGGGGUUGGUAUAAUCAUACCGACAACCUGUGGGUGAAUGGAUUUAAAAAUAGUCUUAUGAUUGGGUGUCUAAAACACAAGGGCUGAAUUCUAGGUAACUCUGAGCAUCUUUACAUCUUUCUAGAGCUGUGGAUACUCAACACUUAUUUUUCUUUCCCUCAGCAAAUCAAAAUCAUUGUUUAGGACCUCUGAAUGUUGGUCUUGAGGAGAGCUGCUGCAGAGAGGGGACUGGGGCUGUCCUGGGUGUUGGAUUUCAGCAGGAACUCUCUGGCCCCAGUGAUUGCUUCAGGCAGGGGAAUUUUAGCUCCUGAUAGCACAGCAGUAUGAGUCAGGAGCUGCAGUAAUUUCUUUUUGCUUGACCUGCAGCUAGUACACUGACUUAAGCAGUUCCCAUCGAGGGUGCGUGUUUCGGGCAUAUCUGGUGCGUUAAACUUUGCUUCAAGAGGUUGCAUAAAACAUAAGGUGAGCACCAACACAGCUUUGAGUGUGCGGUUACCUGAUGAAGCAGAUGGGCUUGGUACAGGUCGGACAGGUUUGCUGUUAGAAAAAAAAGCGCAGGAACCAGGAAUAAUUUUCUUCUAGUAACUUUGCAGCUAAUGGUAGGAAGAUGCGAUUGGGUUUGUACCUUCCUUACGUGAAACUGAUACCGAUACUUCACACUGCAGUGCUGUUCUCUGUUUUCCAGGUGAUGUGUAAGUAUUCCUGGUAGUUGUCUUGCGAAGGGAGAUUAUUUCUCGUGUUGUGUGGAAAGGUGAACUGAUGCAAACAGCUUACUCCAGGUACACAAUAAAUAAUGAGUGUUAGAGGAGUCCUUUGCUCUCUAGUUGUGCUUUAAAUCCGCUACUCCUUGCUGUUGUGCAGUUAAUGAUGAAGGCGUGUCUGCAUCAUGUGUUAGUGCUGCUAGGCCCGAGUUACCAUAAGGUAAUCAAACUUAAUUGAAAUCUGCAAUGCUUUGGCUAAGCAGAGUUGAUGCUUAACUUUGUGUUAAUUUUUGUAUGAUUUAGAGUGAGUAUGACAGACAGCGGGGUGGGUAACUUGCGGUCUAGCAUGACUCUGUCCAGUCAGUGUGGAAAGCAUUGCUGUUAGGAAAUGACACCUGCUUGGCACGCUUGUGGGUUGUUCUGCUUAAUGAUGGAAGAUUUUAGUUCUUUAUUUAUAUAUUUUUUAUCAUAGGCAAUUUAAACUGCUGGGGUUUUAGAGCAGAGAUUGUAAUUAUCCGUUAUUGUGUUGAAAUAGUUCCUGGCAAAGAUUUGCUCGUGUAUUGACUGGAGGUUGUGCAUGUAUUCCAAAUAAUCUCAGUUUGAAUUAAAAAAAAAAUCAUCUGUGCUGAGAUCUGUCACUUUGGGACCUCAUGUGUGCCUGUGGAAGCUUGCAUUUGCAUAGGCCUGCUGACCAAGAGGUCAUAUGUAAUAUUUUAUUGUCAUUCCUUUAUGACAUUACCUUUGAGAAAUAAUUUUUGAGAGAAGUAUUCAAGCUGGGAGGAUGCUCUGGGGUUUGUGUGUGUGUGGUUGGUUGCUUGUUUAUUUUUCUGCCUUCUGUUCCCGAAGGAAGGUGAUUGCUGUCUGACAAAUGGAGUGGGUUGAGCAGAGGGCCCCUGUGAUUCAGUCUCCUUGUUUAAGUGCUCUGUCCCUCCUCAGAUAAAGCUGUUAUCUGUCUUGCAGGUAAGACCUUGUCUUCAGUUUUUGGCUGUGGAAAGCAUAGUUGAGGUGUUCCCAGCAACAGUCUUCUUUUAGCGACUGAAGAAUGAAGCACUGUUCUUUCUUGCCAAGAUUUUCUCUGUUCUGUGGCUCACUCCUUCCUUCCAAGCUUAGUUCAAAAUGAGCCGUAGCUCUUCUGCCCGCUUGUAAGUGCAACUGGUAUGGGUAAUGGUGUGAGAGAAGGUCAAGUGGAUUUCAAACGGCAGGAUGUGGAGCCCAUUACACCAACCCAUCUCCCAUCAGAGGGUAACCAGGAGAAAAAGAAAGUACUCAACUCCCUGAUGUCUGGUGCAUUGGCUGGUGCUGUUGCUAAAACUGCAGUAGCUCCACUGGAUAGGACAAAAAUCAUGUUUCAAGUGUCUUCAAAAAGAUUUUCUGCCAAGGAAGCCUACAGGCUGAUUUAUCGCACCUACCUCAAUGAAGGCUUCUGGAGUCUCUGGCGAGGAAACUCAGCCACCAUGGUCCGUGUGAUCCCUUACGCUGCCAUUCAGUUCUGUGCACACGAAGAGUACAAGCAGCUCCUGGGGAGUUACUACGGCUUCCAGGGAAAAGCGCUGACACCCUUUCCUCGAUUCAUUGCUGGCUCUCUGGCAGGCACAACGGCUGCCAUGUUAACCUACCCCUUGGAUAUGGUCCGUGCUCGAAUGGCUGUCACGCCGAAGGAGAUGUACAGCAAUAUUGUUCACGUCUUCAUCCGAAUAUCCCGAGAGGAAGGAUUGAAGACAUUGUAUAGGGGAUUUACACCAACCAUCCUUGGAGUGAUUCCAUAUGCUGGGCUUAGCUUCUUCACCUACGAGACGCUGAAGAAACUACAUGCAGAUCACAGUGGGAAAUUGCAGCCAUCCCCUCCGGAGCGGCUUUUGUUUGGUGCCUGUGCGGGCUUGAUUGGCCAGUCGGCUUCUUACCCCCUGGAUGUGGUUCGCCGACGAAUGCAGACGGCGGGGGUUAUGGGACACACGUACAGUUCCAUCCUUCUCACCAUGCAGGAGAUUAUAAGAGAAGAGGGACUAAUCCGUGGCUUGUACAAAGGACUCAGCAUGAAUUGGGUCAAAGGUCCAAUUGCAGUGGGAAUAAGCUUCACAACCUUUGACCUGACGCAGAUCCUUCUCCGUAAAUUACAGCACAGCACUAAUGUUGAAAGGUAGUAGCUUAAUCCCCACAGCCCUUGCUGAGGAAAAGUACAACACGUGUAGAAAGAGCAAUGCUAGCAUUCCCUCACUUUGUACGUGCUCUCCUGCAGCUGAGAACUUACCUGUUGGUUUGGUUUUUUUCUGUUGUUCUUUUUAGUGAGCCUCUGAGUUAUGUGGAAAGCUCGACCUGAAGCUAACCUUUUCCUAAACAAAAUUCUUACGAUUCUGCAGAACUGAGUCCUCUAAAGUAGCUGCCUCACCCUUGUGUUUUAUUCUUUGAUACCAGGAGUGGAGCCUCUCAAACAAACAUGUGCUGCUGCUGGCUCCUCACCUGGUCUCUGUGGGCAGGUGAAGUGGUGGAUGAUGAAAGAGAGGACUCAGUGCUCGCAAUGAGCCUCUGAAUCUGGGAAGUGACUGCUCCUGGUAGGCAGUUUGUAGUUACUGAACACGUGUUAGCUGGAGGCAGUCUGCCAAGUGCAAUAUUCCAGUUAGUCUGUAGGGAAUUCCAUAUUCCUCUGACCUGUAAGCAUGGGUCUCCAUAAAACAGGACGCAGCAGGAUUUAACAGGUCUGGGUCAACUUCUUUUGUUCUGCAAGCUGGAUGUGAGCUCUGGCUGGAAAUGCUGCCCUUUUUCCAAUGUUCUUCUCAUUUCUGGGUUGAGUUGCAUAAAAUAUCCCUUGCUUGCAGCGUCCCUCUGAGAUUACCAAAGACUGCAGGCAGCAGGGAAGGAAAGUUCUGAGCCGUUUUGUAAAUCAAAUUCUCAUGUUUGUUGUCAGUGCUGUUGAGUAGGGGCCGUGCCUGGAUUCACAAACUGGAUUGAGUCAAACUGCAGUAAUGCUUUCGGGCUACCCAAACCCUUCUGUUGUUGUCAUGAUCUUAAAAGCAGUGUUUCCCGAGGGAUUUGGCAGACUGUAGUGUUGAUGCACUAGAAAAGGAAAUGUUACAUACUUAAAAUUUAAGCAGUUUUAUCCUUCAGUAUUAUUGUCGCAGCUUUAUGCACGUUGCAAGAACAAACAUCUCAAAGACGCACGUGUGAUAUAGCUAUCCUGAGAGGGCUGUUCACGUCUGGUGAAUGCAGCCUGGUAGUAGCCUCAAGCUGCUGGCCCUGCUUCUGAACAACCUUGUUGUCUUUUGGUGCCUGCUGUGUAGGUUGUGUUGCCUCCAUUCAACAGUCCACACCUAAACCCACUUGCUUUUAUGCCUAGAGUUCUUCUCGACCAACUGGGUCCUUGGGAGAAUGGGCACCACAGUCAGUAUUGACCCUUCAGAAAUUAUAUCUAGUGCCAAUCAUUUCCAGUCACAAUUUGAAAAUGAAUGGUAAAGUACCUUUCAGUGUUUCUAUUUCAAAUCAGUUUUCGGGGAAAUGGAGAUUUGGGGGUGGUUUUGUUUUAUGUUCCAUUCCUCUAUUAAAUUUGGAGUGCAAGAGAGGUCAGAGCAAACUUUAGACUUCUCUGAUAAUCAGAUUACAUAAACCAAGAUUAAAAAUCCCUUUCCAGCUGAUACAGUCUGUAACGUAUAAAAGAAAAAUAAGGCAUAAUUUAAAAGCUAUCCUUUUCUGUUGUAUAUAUUUUAGCCGUUGUAGUUUGAGCCUUGUGUCAUGGCUUUAUUAAUGAGAAUGGAGGUAAUUGCACAAUUGGUAGAAAUAGCUUUCUCCUUUCUUUUGUCUUUGCACUUGUUCUUUGGAGCAUAACUUGCUUCUAAUGCCAAAUAUUUCCCUAGGAAUUGAGCACCUACACUUCCAUUUUGUGGGCAUGGUGGAGAACCAGCAUACUGAAGUGUUAGCAUGCAUGUUGUUCCCAGAACACAUUGGAUCGAUCAUAUGUUAAUGGUUGUGGAUGGGUGGGGUAUUAACCUCAGUAAUUUCUCCCUCCAAGCCCACAAAUGAUGAUUUCCGUUGUAAAACUUAACUGCAGUCACUGAUUUACCUUGUAAUUAAAGAGACGUUAGGUGGUAUUGUUUUAAGAGUCUUUAGAGAUGAUAGCCAUGGAUUCUGUGCAUUUUUUGCUCCCAUUGCUAAUGGAAGAUGAUCAACUGUUCUCUUCAUUUGGGUGAAGUUUUGUUUAGUCCUUUGCAAGAGCUCUGACUUCAUUUCUCCAAUGGAGAAGCCAAUUACUUCUGCUCUUGUCUUUAUCUUGUCUGGCCCAGUGAGGAAAUACUAAGGCAGUUGCAUCCUACCACAAAAGUGAGGUACAGACCAGCAAUUAGAUGUGUCAGCAGUUGACUGUGCGUACAUGCGUGUGUGUGUCUGACUGUGUGUACAACCCACGCCGAGUUCUCUCUCAGCUUGGAGGCUGCCAGUUCAAAGCUCAGUCAUUCCUGCACUAUAUGAAGAUGAGAGGAAGCUGAACUGUGGCAUCCAAGUUAGAGCGGGCUCCUUUGCUCCACAGUACGGUAGGUCAUGUUGGAGACAAGCGCAGCAGACCUUGUCUUAUGAGAUGUUGAGCAUCGCUGAACCCCUAUGGUAACAGAGGUGGCUUAAUUCCUCCUGGGUCCUGACUGAGAAAGGAUUUACACUGGAUGACUAGCCUCUUGUUUGGGACUGAACGGGAGGGCAGAUCUGCACAUGGUACCUUCUGUCUCGUCAGGAGUGCAGCUAGUAUAUUAAACAAACAGGAAGCCUGCGGAGGAGGCAGCUUCGGGCUGGCUGACCCCGGCAUUGCCCACCUUGCAGCCGAAGCACGGUGCAGGCAGCUCAUCUAGAGCCUGGGGACUCUGAGUAAGAGAAACAAGACCUGAAGCACAGCCAGACUUGGAAGCAUUUGGCUCGGAUAAGUUGUUCCUUAAUUAGCAGCUGCACCUGAUUUUAAUUCAAUGGAAUUUUAGCCAAAUGUGUUUUUCCAAGUUUUGCAGGCUGUUUUGUUCAGAGACUGAUCUUUGAAUUCAGUCUGUAAUGGUUUUGGUGCUUUUGUUUCCUGGGCAAAAGUGUUCAGAGUAACUGUGUGUUAUUGCUUUGGGUUGUUUUAAAUAGCUGCUUUUGGGUUGUUUUUUUUUCUUCUCUGAUUUGAAUGUAGAAAAGGAGAAACAGUGUGUUCUCUUCCCUUCUCUUAAUCCUUGCAUGAAUCGAGACAUGUUCCAGAUCUCUCUGCUGCCUGGAAUGAGUGCCCGAGGAGUUUUGGGCAUGUUGAUUUGGAAAGGGAGGGUGCCUGUGUGCUGGCCUAGAAGGUCCAUUGCCUUUAGCUCUGAGAAAGGAGACAAGUCUAACAGGAAUAUUCUCUAGUCCUUCUUUAUUUUAGAACUUCUUUACUACCCCAAAUUCCUUAUUUUUUUUUCCAUUUUAUUCUUCUCAAAUUCCUUGCUUUUAUUUUCAAGUCAUGUUUCUCAUUUGUUCCUUAAUGCAUUACUGCCAAACAUUAAUUUGUGCUUUUUUUUCCUUGUCUAUUCUCUGUCUUUCCCUGCUUCUGCACCUUUAGUCCCGCACUAGCACUUCAAGAAAAUCAGGUCCAAUGAAAUGCAUCCAAAAUGACAAAAUUGCGGCUUUGAUAGCGAUGCCCAAACAGCCCAACUAGGCUUCCCACUCACAGGCAGGGAUGCCUAACGUUAAAGUCACUAGAUGAUGAGGCAGAAAGUUUUUUGGGUUUUUUGAAAGGUUCUUGAACUACUUGUCCAGCCUUCGCUUCUCCUAGCAUCUUUCCUUCGCAAGCUGUGAAAUGCUGCUGCUUUGUGUCAUUUCUUCUUUUUCCUUUUUCGGUAACUCCCCGUGAUGCCCACUUGCUCUGUAGAAGUGGCUGUUUGGGUAGCUGGCUUGGGGAGAGCUUGUCCUUCUGGGAGGCUCAGAGGAUCCCUUAGGGAACUUAAAUAUGUGGGAGGUGGGAUCUGAGCUGGCUUCUUGCAAACCUCUUUGCCCUGCACGCCCCGUGCAGACCUCUGCCAAUUCCCCAGGAAGGCAGAACUGCUGAAGAGCUGGCUGGUGGUUGGCAGGACCAUGGUGGAAGGAUCAGGAGAGGAGUUCUGGGUUCCUGAGGCACGAAGUGACUGCAAGCCACGGGGUGGGUCUGUGGUGUAGCAUUGGUGCUCCAUGGAAACUCUCCAAAGGCAGUUUCAUAGCUUCUGUGGAAAAGUAGUGGUACUUCUGUUAACUUCUUAUUGCCUUCCACCCAGAAGGACUCCAGCGCUAUCGUCUUUACCCUCUGACGUCUUUAACAUGAAAGCAGAUGAGGCACAAAAGGAAACUUUGAGCAGAAGCACUGUGGCAACCCGAAGCGAGUCUGGUGCCAGUCCUCGGCGGGCAGGAAGGGGAGGAAAUGCGGUGGGAUACUUCCCAUGCCAUUUCCCCGGUGCCUGACUGGGUACUUGGGCUCCGCAGGGAGCCAGGACGUGUGUUACGGACCUUCCCUGCCUGGACUGGGCCGGAGGAGGAGGUGGCCUUCCUACAAAAUAGCCUUUUUUUUUUUUUUUUUUUGUAGGGGCUGAUUCCUCCUGCUACCCCUGUCUCCCCCUUAAAUGCCAUGUGAUGCAGGGUUUCCCAGCACUGUUCACUGCCUGUGUCGUCUAUGCAUAUAUUAGCACAAACACUGUUAAAUGCCUUUUGUCAAGACGUGUCCUCACCAUCAAUGUGUGUGUGUAUGCGUGUGUGUCAAUUUUGACUGCUUUUCUUGGAUCUGGAGUUCUAUUUUAUUGCAGUGAAGACACUUUGUUAUAUAAUGUUUAUAUAUUUUAAGAUUUGUGCCAAGAGAAGAUGUAUAUUUAAUAAAAAAUUAUAAUUGAC